This is a messenger RNA of Pseudonaja textilis, 2651 nucleotides long. Lineage: Eukaryota; Metazoa; Chordata; Lepidosauria; Squamata; Elapidae. The record is from RefSeq and is a predicted model, not a curated record.
AACGACGGACGUCAGAGUCACCAGUUGGAGGAAGUAAAACUCACUUGGGGGGGUUUUCCGGCCUCAGAUCCUGGGUUCAAGUCCGGUCACCGUCUUUUAAGGAGGAUUAGGAGCAUCAGAAAGAGAACGCAGAGAAGUGGAAACCUGGAUUGAAGUCACUGGAGGGAAGAGAUUCUCCUUCAAUGUCGGAAGCAGCUUUGGGUCAGCUGGGGAAGUAGAGACCCACAGAGCAGGAGUCCACGUGGCUGAACGUGUGGCCGAUGGAGGAGACAAUAAGGAAAGCUGAGCAGCAAGCCCUGCGGCUGGCGGAGGCGAUCCGAGACGGGGAGGAAGAGGUCGCCCAGCGUUGCGCCGUCUGGUUAGCCGAACGGCGCGUCCCUGUCAAGGUGCAGCUGGAACGAGACGCCUAUCCGGAGCACGACAUUAGGAUCUGGGUGGGCGUGGAAGAUGCCCAGAUGGUCACCACUCCUAUCUUUCUGAAGGUCCAGCCUUCCAUGACUAUGGCUUCCCUCAAAGACAUGAUGCACCUCCAUUAUGGUUUCCCACCCAGCAUCCAGAAGUGGGUGGUCGGACGGAGGCUUCCACAGGACCACGAGACCCUCCACUACCAAGGUAUCCAGAGGGACGGAGACCAGGCCUACCUCUAUUUGAUGUCCGCCAAGGCCAAGAAGCUGGACAAAGAAACGGUGGAGUUGAACCACGAACGCAGGCAGCUGGAAGAGUUAGGCAUUACGGAAGGAGUCCUGGUACCUCGGGGAACUGGGGACUCGGGUUCUUCGGGCAUCUCGACGCCAACGGAGCCCUCCCUGAUCUUGGACACACACGAAGAGGGUAGCGGCCCUGGACUGACGACGCUCCCGGUGGAGGCCCCGAAGGUCGGCUGGGAGUGUCCGAGUUGCACGUUUAUCAACAAGCCGUCCCGCCCUGGGUGCGAAAUGUGCUGCGGCGAGCGGCCCAUGAACUACGUCGUCCCGGAAGACUAUAAGCUGGAUGAGGAAGAGCAGGAGUGGCUGCAACGGGAUCUGGAGGCCACCCGCCAGUACAAGCAGGUGGAGGAAGAAGAGAAAGAGAGAAACUACAAGCAACUCCUGAACUGGGACAACCAGAACUUGGUGCUUUCUGUGGAAGCCAUUCAGUGCCCCAUCUGCUUCAUGAACCUGGAGGCCGGAGAGGGGGUCACCCUGCGUGAAUGUCUCCACUCCUUCUGCAAGGACUGCUUGAGGGGAACCAUCCUGAACAGCCCAGAACCAGAGGUCAAGUGCCCCUACAUAGACGACAACUACUCCUGCCCUUGGCAGCUGCUGGACCGCGAGAUCAAAGCGUUAUUAACGGAGGAAGAAUACCAGCACUUUCUGGACUUGGGGAUGUCCAUCGCUGAGAAUCGCAGCCGGUCGAGUUUCCACUGCAAAACGACGGACUGCCGGGGUUGGUGUUUUUACGAAGACGAUGUGAACGAGUUCUACUGCCCGGUCUGCCACAAACCCAACUGCUUGCUGUGUCAGGCUAUUCACGAAAACAUGAACUGCAAGGAAUAUCAGGACGAUCUCCAGACACGCGCGCAGAAUGACCACGCUGCCCAACAGACCACAGAGGUGUUGCUGAGGCUGGUCAGGGAUGGGGAGGCCAUGUACUGUCCCACCUGCAGGAUCAUCGUGCAGAAGAAGGACGGCUGCGACUGGAUCCGAUGCACCGUCUGCCACACGGAGAUUUGCUGGGUGACCAAAGGACCUCGCUGGGGGCCAGCUGGCUUGGGCGACAUCAGUGGCGGCUGCCGUUGCAAAGUCAACGGUGUCUCCUGCCAUCCGAAUUGCCAGAACUGCCAUUGAUGGCGGGAGAGCCCUGAAAAUCGGACUUUUUGCAGACACGAUGGGACCCUUCGCUUGCAGACGAGGGGGAUGGAAUCCUGGACGAUGGAAGGAGGGGACUUUUCGGACAAUUGCACGGGUCUUCUGUUGCACGACCAGUUCCUUCCCACGUCCGUCUUGGGACAACUCUCCUGUCGACCGAGGUGGUGACGGAGCCAAGAAGAUCUCCAGCCUCAAGAGUUGGUUGAAGGGGGCAUCUUUUCGUCGUCCCACCCGUGUCGGUUGGGCCUAGAACUUGACCUGUGGGUUGGUUUCGCUCUAGAUGUUCUGCUUCGUCUUUCUCAAAAACAGCGGUGCUCGUUUGAUUGUUCUUCGCGUCUUUCUGCACACAUAACAUGAUCUGGUCCAUAUUUCAAGCUCGGAUCGCCGUUGACCUUACCGGAAUCUUGCCACUCAUUGCACUCCAACCAGACUUUUGAGUUGUGGUUUUGAUUUACGCAAUGAACCACAAUAUUCUCCUUUUACUGGUAUUACGGAGCUGGGGCAGCUUGGCCUGCCUUCCAGUUUUUACUUGCUUUGCUUCUUUUAGGUCACUUCGGUGAUUUUUCAGGCCAAAUCAGGAUCAGAUGGAGCUUUGCGGGUUUUUUUGGGGGGGGGGGUGAGUCACCUCUCCUGUUCCCUGCCCCACCCUUAAAUCUAGUUUCUGAAAUUUAAGAUAAACAGCGGCACAGGAUUUUUUUUUUAGGGAAUGUGAAAAGCCUGCCGAACGGAUCUUCAACGCGAUGGACGUCAUGAUUUCCCCGAGAUAAGGAUUCUGUAGCAUACGGAGGGUUGGGAAUUAAAGAG